Messenger RNA from Brassica oleracea var. oleracea, 317 nucleotides. RefSeq lists its product as uncharacterized. Bases 26 to 316 code for a protein of 96 amino acids. The record is from RefSeq and is a predicted model, not a curated record. NCBI's taxonomy places the organism in Eukaryota, Viridiplantae, Streptophyta, Magnoliopsida, Brassicales, Brassicaceae. The transcript has a single exon.
GAAGUACUUUUUUUAAAUCAGAAAAAUGUCUAAAAGAUGUCUAAGUUGUUUCAAUAAAUCUGUGAAAGCUGAGGAUGUUGUUGAGCCAGUAGUACUAAAAGAUGAUGAAGAAGAAACCCCGACAAGAAGACAAACAUGCAUCAUAGGAACUUUGGGAUACAAUGCACCUGAAUAUCUCUCCACUAGUGCCGAUUUUUAUGGAAAACUUGGGGAAGGUGAUUCUUCUUCAUCUUUGAAAAAUGAUUUCAACAAAGUGAAGACUUUUGAUUUACGAGGAGUGACAACAACAACAACAACAACAACAAAGGAGAAGUAAA